Penicillium pulvis is the source of this 360-nucleotide messenger RNA. RefSeq lists its product as uncharacterized. The coding region runs from base 1 to 360 and encodes 119 amino acids. Lineage: Eukaryota; Fungi; Ascomycota; Eurotiomycetes; Eurotiales; Aspergillaceae. The transcript has a single exon. The record is from RefSeq and is a predicted model, not a curated record.
AUGAGCUCGGCGAAUUUUCAAUGCACCACUGCAGAAUUGCCCGGCGCUGCUCCUGAUGUUUGUCAUGUUGUGGGUCUGGCACCCGGUAUGCUAAACUACGAAAUCGCAACACAUUCACGCAGUACUUCGGGUUUCCCUCUGGCUCUCCAAGGGGGGGUGGAUCAAUGGGCUAUGGUCAGUUAUGACUGGGAUGACGAAACUGCCUUGAAGUUAGCAAGCGAGUUCCAGCAGAAUUCCCAGCAAUGCUAUGGUAUUGGCGCUGCAAACAAUGGAAGGCAACCAGAGAAUAAGAAUGCAUGGUAUGCGACCCUUCACUCUGAAUAUCUGAAAAUCUUGAAAAUACUAACAAUAAUUCGCUAA